UGAGCAAGCCAAAAUGGAGGGCAAUUCUAUACUCCAUGCUUUUAACAACAUCUAUUUUGCAAUCUUUGCUUUAUUUUGCUUCAAGCUUUUAAUUAAGAUUUCUUUGGCUCUGCUGACCCACUUCUAUAUUGUUAAAGGCAACAGAAAAGAGGCUGCCAGGAUAGCAGAAGAGAUCUAUGGAAUAGCACCAGGUUCAUGGGCAGAUCGAUCUCCUCUUCAUGAUGCUGCAUUCCAAGGGCGCCUGCUGUCUUUGAAAACAUUGAUUGCGCAGGGAUUCAAUGUGAACAUUGUAACCAUAGAUCGGGUUUCUGCUCUCCAUGAGGCCUGCCUGGGUGGCCAUGUCGCUUGUGCGAAAGUCUUACUGGAGAAUGGUGCUCAAGUCAAUGCAGUCACUAUUGAUGGGAUCACUCCUCUCUUUAAUGCCUGCUGUAGUGGCAGUGCAGCUUGUGUGAACAUGCUGCUUGAAUUUGGAGGCACACCACAGCUAGAGAAUCACCUUGCUUCACCUAUUCAUGAAGCAGUAAAGAGAGGUCACAGGGAGUGUAUGGAAAUUCUUGUGGCCAAUGACGUUGACAUUGACCAAGAAGAUUCGCAGCACGGAACACCCCUUUAUGUGGCCUGCAUGUAUCAGAGGACAGACUGUGUCAAGAAGCUUCUCGAACUAGGAGCCAGUGUUGACUUGGGUAAACGAUUAGACUCUCCACUCCAUGCUGCAGUAAGGAAAUCCAGCGCAGAAGCAGUCAACUUGUUAACGGACUAUGGCGCUAGCUUGACACGCAGAAAUGCUGAAUUCAAAUGUGCCCUUGAUCUGGCAGCCCCCAACAGUAAAGUGGAACAGGCCCUCUUGCUUCGGGAAGGUCCUGCCAGCCUUGCCCAGCUGUGUCGGCUGUGUAUCAGGAAGUGUUUGGGUCGCUCAUCUCUUUAUGUAGUCCACAAGCUGAAUCUUCCUGAGCCACUUGAGAAAUUUCUCUUAUAUCGAUAGUUCUAUGACUGUCUAUAAGAUGAUUGCCAGGAGAAAAACAAAAUGGCUGUUUAUCACAAAGAUAUUAAACUGAAGUGAAAAACAAAGACAUCAUUUACUGCUUACUAUAGGUACCAAACUACUUAGCUGCUGACAUAACAAUACUCCCUGACACAAUACUCCUGUAUCGUGUAACCAUUGGAAACUGCUUUGUAGCACAGUGCAUGUUACUAUGGAAAUGAUAUCCUCACACUUUAGUCUUAAAUCCACUGAUGUUAGAUAAGAGGCUGAAAUACGCAAACAGCAGAUUGUACAGCUGUGUAUAAGUAUACACCCAAACAGCUGAUUGUAUGGGUAUGUGUGUGUGUUUCGGGAGGGGGGGUUAUGCACAAACAGUUGACUGUGCAGGUAUAUGUAUGUGUGGUAUACAAGCCACCUUAAGUAUGAUUUAAUGAAGUCAACUACUGUAUAGAAAUCUGAUGCUAGAGAAGUUUAAAUUAAGCCAAAAGAAAUAAUUUGUUUUCUCCUCUUUUUCCUUUCAAAUGCAGCAAAAAGUCUGCAUGAAUCCUGAACUUUUGAGAGUUCAUGAAAUAGAUCCUUACAUGAAAAUAUUAAAGGGGAAUGGAGCCCCUCAUUGUCAGUCUGUGUGGAAAUAUCUGGGGGGUGAUAGGUUCCUUCCUUCUCUCAUUCCCACUUUAUUUGGCUUUGUGAAAGGACUCUGGAACUUUUUUAUGGCUUUAGCCUUCACAUUAUUAGUUGAAAAGCCUAUGGACUGUCAUGGAGUGAACAGAAGGUCAUAAAGAGCCAGAGCUAUCAGACUGUAGCAAGUGGAGAUCCUGGGAUUAAUAGUAUAAUAGUAUACUUCAAGGUUUGUUCUGUUUUUUCCAGAGGUUGGCUGGCUAAUGGAAGGAGUGUGUCUUCAGUCUCAGGCCUUUGAUACAGUUUUGUCAUAAGCAGGGGGGUAGUGAUGGCUCAUUUAGAUUCAACAAAGCUGAAAAGGGAUUCCAGCUUCAUUUUGUUAUCCCGAUCUCUUAAGGGGUUGAGGAACAAAUACAUUUUCAACCUGUGAAUGAACAGUUUUCAAUAUAAGUCAUAAAGGAAGAUAAAAAGAAAUAACUUGAGAAAUAGGCAUGGUCUAGUGUGAAUGUGGGACCGAAAGCCAGGAACUUCUGAGCUCUGACCCUUGCUCUGACAGCAGCAAUGUCUCUGGCUUUGGGCUAGUCACUUAACCUCUCCGCUACAGUUUUGCUAUCUGUAAAAUGAAAGUAAUUGUUCUCCCUCACAUUGUUAUGACAGUUCAGCAUAUGGAAGAUGAAAAGUGCUAGGUAUUACUAUUUCCCUCCGAGAUCAAGCAGAACAGACCUGUGGUGUCACAACUGAAGUUAAAUGCAUUUUCCUGCCUCUGAAAAUAGCCUGUGUUUGCACAGGUGGGAUGUUCUUUCCAUUGCCAUUAACAGCAAGAACCAUUCUAAAGGGGCAGCAAAGUCUUCACUGAAUAUAAGCAUUUCAUCAUAUGGUACAGGACAUAUGCCAGAGUUGGAUUAGCAUUUGGAACUGUGUAUCCUCAAAAUCUCAGGAACCUAUCAAAACCUGAAAAGAUUUGUGUUCAUUUUCAGUCACUCAAUGUCAUUAUCCUUAUCUUUAUCUAAUCUGCCAUAUUUUAGAGCAUCAGUCCUAGUUUCUAGGUGACAUCUGGUAUCUUAACAGAGAGGCAGACACUCAGCUGAUAUAAUUGAUCACAACGUCUCUGAAAUCAGGUGAGCUAAGACAAUCUACCUGAGCUGAGAAUCUGCUCCAGAGUGUAUAAUAUACAAUUGUUUUCCUUAUACAUGCAACAAUUAAUACAAUAUGUAAUUUACAUGGGAUUUUAAAUUUUAAAAGAAUUUAUAUUCCUUAAAGGAAUGGAAAUCCCAUGUAGCAACUCUGGAAGGUAUGUAUUCUGGAGUGGCAGUAGCUGCUCCAUAGUUAUAGUUGAACCUAGCUUCCCAUCAUCAGAUCAGUUUUCAACCCUUAUCUCAACUUUCCUCCAAAACAGUAUUCUUCCUGAAAUUUCACAUGGCACAUCUUUGUUUCUGGGUAGAGGUUUUUGAGAAGUUUGAUUUAAAAAAAAAUCAGAAAACAAGAGUUAAAGUUAUGGUGUCUUGAAAUUGUAUUAGAAGUUCACCUGAUAUGUUGUCCAAUUUUUUUUGCUGCAAUUCCAUUGCCUCGCCUAAAAAUGCCACAAGUGUUUUUGUUGACUUUAUUUUGCUUUGGGACAAUUUUCAGAAGUAUUGCUUAUGACAUGGUAGGAGGUGGUCUUUCAAUUUCUCUCUCUCCAAUAUCGCUUAUAUCAUCUACCCAAAUCAGCUGUGUGGGUGAACCAUCUUUUUCACAGGAACAUGUAACAUCUAUGUACGUCUGUGCUGUAAUGUCUAGUGGUCUGAUAUCCUUUUUUUCUAAUAGCAGCCAAUACCAGCUGCUUCAGGGAAAGGUGCAACAAAUCCCACAAUGGACAAUUAUGUAAUCUCUUGCCCCUAGGGAAAGUUUCUUUCUAAUCACUGGCAGUUAGUGUUUGCCUUAUGCUUUGUAGUGUGAAGUGGGAUUGUGGAAGUUCUUCCAUAUCAUGAUCUGAUCAUUUUUGGGGCAGGACAAAGUGGGUGAGGUCAUAUCUUUUAUUAGACCAACAUCUGUUGGUGGGAGAGAAAAGCUGUUGAGCUUAUAUACGGAGCUUGUUUUCAGUUGAAGUUGGUCCAAUAAAAGAUAUUACCUCCCCUAUCUUGUCCCCACCUAUUAAAAAUAGUUAUGUGGUAAAUUAGCCAGUUUAUACUGUUUAUUUCUUUUCUCAGAGAUGAACAAUAUUGACAUCUGGUACUGUGUUAACGAAUCAGAUCUCCUAUGCAAAUAAGCGUGCCCCAGUUGGCUAGGAGUGAGUACAGGGAAAACUUGCUUACCUCUGAGCUACUAAAUUCACAUAUACAAAUUCCUGCUUUCUGAGUGGCUUGUCAGUGGCAAACAUUAUCUUUUUAUGGGUCAGGAAGUAAAACUCCCUGUAUGAAUCUUUGUUUAAGAGGGAAAAACUGAUAUACUCUUGAAAUGUGUGGGUAUAAUUGAGAGGCUGUCAGGUAUUUCCUUGGAAGACAUUCCAUGUGUAAAUAUGGCAGUAUAUAUUGCACAUUGGCUUCAUAUACAGAGAUCAGCAUUCCCUUCUCAAGUUAACUAGUCUUCCUGUUCAUGUAAAAUUAAGUUGAUAUCUGUUUAUUAUUCAACUGUUCACCAUUAUAUGGUUCUUUCUUUCUAUGUGUUCAUAUAGGACUGGAUUCAGUUGGGAUUUACACUGGUUUCCACUGUGAAAAAACAAAGUACAGGGCCUGGCUGCAAAAAGGUCUACUGUGGAACGGUGUGGGAGGGGGAAAGUCCCUCUGUCUUCUCCUCUUUCUCCAGAUCCUUCCUCUGUGUAAAUUGCUAGCAUACUCCAGAAAAUGGAUGGUGAUUGCCCAGAAGAAAGCAUGGCCCAGACAUCUAGGGCAUAUGCUGACUCAGUGCAUUGCCUUCAGAGUGGCCACUGGAAUGGAACCCCUGCCACAAUUAUUGUUGUCCCUCCCCCCAGUACAAAUCCUAAGGGAGGGCAGGUGGCAGUGCCACUAAGGGCCUCCACUGGGAAAAUCUUGUUGGAGCACAGAGGGAUCAGCUGGCACAGGGAGGAAUAAUUUAUACCUAUGUGCACCACAGUGGUUGAAUCUGGUCCAUCCACCACAAAAGCCUUGUUAUCCCAGUUUUCAGUGGGCAGUCCUGUAUCUGACAGGGCUGUUGAAAGACUCUCAAUAUCUAUGGUGUGAUGCUGUGUCACAAUGUGGCAGGAUGCCAAGAUUACAAAGCCUCAUAAUAAAAUUAAUUUAUAAGCAAACUUUUAGGUGACCAUCUGAAAAGACAACUGAACCAUCUAUCUGGCUAACAGUUUAUGAUGUCUUUGUGUGUGUUUUCUUUUGGAAAUAGGGUUUUUUUUUCUUUGCAUAAACUCAUUGCUCCUCAUUGUGAUUUUUUUAAAACAUUC
Messenger RNA from Gopherus flavomarginatus (Mexican gopher tortoise), 4991 nucleotides. Its product is annotated as ankyrin repeat and SOCS box protein 11-like. Gene Ontology annotation, molecular function: protein binding. NCBI's taxonomy places the organism in Eukaryota, Metazoa, Chordata, Testudines, Testudinidae. Gene Ontology annotation, biological process: protein ubiquitination; intracellular signal transduction; positive regulation of protein catabolic process. The transcript has 7 exons. Bases 14 to 982 code for a protein of 322 amino acids. The record is from RefSeq and is a predicted model, not a curated record.